AUGUCCUAUGACAAGAGAGCCGAUAUUAUUUUUGAGCAGCGAUUCAAGAACAAUAACGAAGGUCAUGCUUUGUACCUACCUGUCUCUAGCAAAAACCUCAAGCCUGGCGCAUGUGGCUAUUUUGAUCACGACGGCAAUUGGAAAACGAUUGUGCACCUCUCGGAACCCGCUGGCCUCAAUAACGGUGGCUGGAGUCCACUCAGUAAUGUGGAAACGGUGAAAAACUCUAUCCAGGAGGUCUGGGGCGUCAUGUUGUCGACGGAAGUAUCCAAAUUCGAACCGAGCGUCGAGGUCAGUCCUGGUAUCCCAGGAAUCCCACUCGGCGCUGGUAUCAAGGUCGGGUACAUGAUCAACAAAAAGCCGAUCACGAGAGAGGGGAAAUUCUACGUGAUAACCAAGACAUACACAACAAAAUGUCGACGGGUUGCGAUAUUGCAAGCCAAUCAGCAUGCGGUGGUUUUUGGUGUAAAUUUGAACGUGUUCAGUGAGUUGGGUAAAAUUACUCCUGAGCUGAGCUGGUGGAACAGCAGUCAGGAGCAAGUGUGGAGGACUGCACAAGCUACUGAGGAAACCGAGGAAAUUCCAGUGUUUAUGUGUGGAUGGUACUGGCGGCCCACCUUUCUCGCACGCAAGCCUGAUCCCACGGCGAAGAAGUCGAACCAGAAGAAAACGCUUGGCUCGGAUGACAGUGAUCAACCCCUGAAGUUCGUCUUUCCAGUGAGUGACAAUGAAGAGCACGUCGUGCUCCUCGACCUCGAAAAGAAGGGCAAAUUUUGA
Messenger RNA from Exophiala bonariae, 777 nucleotides. RefSeq lists its product as uncharacterized. Lineage: Eukaryota; Fungi; Ascomycota; Eurotiomycetes; Chaetothyriales; Herpotrichiellaceae. The record is from RefSeq and is a predicted model, not a curated record. The coding region runs from base 1 to 777 and encodes 258 amino acids. The transcript has 4 exons.